Molecule: messenger RNA, 1466 nt
Organism: Dendronephthya gigantea
Lineage: Eukaryota; Metazoa; Cnidaria; Anthozoa; Malacalcyonacea; Nephtheidae
Product: ALK tyrosine kinase receptor-like
Exons: 6
Coding region: 1-1431 (476 amino acids)
Molecular function (GO): calcium ion binding
Source: RefSeq, a predicted model, not a curated record
AUGAGUAAGUUCCACGCCAACUUUACAAGUCUUGGAGCAACUGGUCGUCUUGGUCCUUCAUCCCUGGGCUCCUACUAUGUGGGGAAAGAUAAUGACAACAUGGUGACUCUCAAGAAUGGGACACAGUUCUGGACAGUUCCCUACACUGGAACAUACGAGAUCACUGCAGUUAGUGCAGCUGGACGAUAUGAUAAAUACAGCUCAAUUGCUCGAGGUCGUGGGGCUUAUAUGAGAGGUGAAUUUACAUUUCAGAAAGGAGAUGUAGUUAAGAUAUUGGUUGGACAAACAGCUCCAGUGACAAAAGAUAUUGACGAAUGCUCGCUUGGGACAGCCAAAUGUCACGUGAAUGCCACGUGUAUCAACACCCUUGGUUCUCAUGAAUGCAGAUGUAUGCGUGGAUAUUCUGGAAAUGGAAAAGUGUGUUCAGAUAUAGACGAGUGCUCUCUUGGGAAAUACAAUUGCAGCGUGAAUGCUACGUGUGUCAACACUGUUAGCUCGUAUGAAUGUCGAUGUAAGCGUGGAUAUUUUGGAAAUGGAAAAAUGUGUUCAGCAAUAAAAAUGUUCCACGCCAACUUUACAAGUCUUGGAGCAACUGGUCGUCUUGGUCCUUCAUCCCUGGGCUCCUACUAUGUGGGGAAAGAUAAUGACAACAUGGUGACUCUCAAGAAUGGGACACAGUUCUGGACAGUUCCCUACACUGGAACAUACGAGAUCACUGCAGUUGGUGCAGCUGGAGGAUAUGAUAAAUACGGCUCAACUGCUCGAGGUCGUGGGGCUUAUAUGAGGGGUGAAUUUAACUUUCAGAAAGGAGAUGUAAUUACGAUAUUGGUUGGACAGACAGCUCUAGUGAAUACUGCAAGUUGGUCGUCAGGGGGAGGUGGUGGAUCAUUUGUAGCGAAAUCGUUAAACACACCGCUUAUUGUUGCUGGAGGCGGGGGUGGCGUUGAAAGGCUGAGUAAUAGACUGGCAAACUGCGAUGCAAGUACUGGAACAUUUGGAAGAAGAAAUCAGUGUAAAGCGUUCUGCGCCAUUUGGUCUGGUGGGAAGAAUGGGAGUGGCGCAUUACAAGCAGACAGCGAUAACUCAGGUGGUGGUGGUGGUGGAUUUUACAGAAAUGGACGCAGCAGUUCUCAGUUUGGCGGUUCCUACGGUUACGGCGGGGAAGGAGGGAGAGGUUUUCUUCAGGGGGGUGCAGGAGGACGUGCUCACUAUUAUAAUGCUGUCGGUGGAUUUGGAGGAGGUGGGGGAGCGUAUGGAUCCGCAGGAGGUGCAGGAGGAGGUGGAGGAUAUUCUGGUGGAGCAUCAGGAAAUAAUAAUCUUCAAUCUUGUGGUGGAGGAGGUGGUUCUUACAACGCUGGAAAGAAGCAAGCAAACGUAGAAGACGUGAAUGAAAAGGGAGAUGGUUAUGUCGAAAUAAAACGCAUAUUCUAAAGAGGAUUAUUACGAUUUACAUUGUUGAAUAUAGA